AUGCAAGCCGCGCCCGUCGUCUCGGUGCCAACGCCGGCGCCGCCGCCGACCGAGGACCCUCAGAUCAGCGCCCGCGAGUUCGAGCUGCCCGAGCAGGACCAAGGCUGGAUGCCCAAGCCGGCGAUGCUGCACUCGGGCAAGUCGCGCGCAUGCGCCGUGUGCUUUGCGCCGCUGCAGUACUCGAGCAUGGGCAGCUGGGACGAGUACUUGAAGAGCGAGCUGUACCUCAAGGAUCUCCAGCGCAACUUGCUCCAGGAUACGUUUGUACGCGGCCUCAUUUGCGGCGACAACUACUUUGGCGACCUCCCGACCGAGCACCGCAUGAACCCAGCUCGGCGCGCCAAGUGCCGCCAGAGCGUCCUGGACCACGCGCACCGGACGAGCGCCGGCCGCCUCGACGACGACAAGUGCCUCGUGCGCACGCUCGAGGGCCUCCUUCUCGACGCGCUCCCAACGUCCUUCUUUACCUACGUGCUCGAGCGGCGGCUCGCCGUCAUGUUUCACAGCGCGACGAUCGUCGCCAACAUGAUGCAGUCCGACCGCGUCCAGCGACGCGAGCGGGCGCGCGCCGAGGCGUCGCCGCACGUCGAGCUCCACCACGUGGCCAUCCGCGCCCUCUCGACGCUCCUUGGGUCGUUCGACUAUCGCCAUGAGAACGCGCUCGGACCGUUCGUCGAGAUGGCGCGGCUUCUCGGGAACUUUCCGCCGCUCUCGCUCUUCUCGUACUGGAGCCCCGAAGAGAAGCCACCGGAAGAAGACGUGCCGUUGACCAAAGACCGCGUUGACGCGUCGUCGUCAUCGACGCUGCACCCGCCGUCACUGCUCUUGGAUCCGAGCGACGCGGCGUAUUGGCUCACGCCGCCGCGCCCGGGCACGGUGCUGCUCACGCUCUCGCUGGCGCAGCCCACGACGAUCUCGUCGGUCGUCGUGACGUGGCACGGCAGCAGCCAGCCCAGCACGUUUGCGCUGCAGUGCACGACGACCGAUGCGCCGACCCAUUUUGCGGUCGUCGCCGAGUGGACGCACAAGCCGGGAUCGCCGCUUCCGUCGACGCUGUGCUUUCCGCCUCUGCGGCAGUGCACGGCGAUCCGUCUCGUCUUCUCGGGCGUGCCGCCGACGAACAAGGAGGGCACGUAUGGGCUGUCGCACGUGCGCUUGCUGCGGCCAAAGGACGACGUCGCGUCCCCGCAAGCCAUCAUGCACGACCUCGAGCACUGGCUCUUGACCGCGUCUCGUGUCCAGCCGAGUACGUCGGACGUGGUCAUCGAGGCGUUCAGUGGCCUCCACGCGUGGGCGCUCGCGACCGGGUCGCUCACGGCCUGUGUCCGCUUCCUCGAGAUGCUCCUCUCGCUGCGUCGCACACCCCAUUUGGAAAGCUACCUUCUCUCGAAAGGCUGUGCGUUCUACGACCAGCUGGCCGCGCACCACGAGCGCGAAGUGCUCCGCGUCUCGCACGCGACGCCGUCGCACGAGUCCCGCAAAGUCCGCGCCGGGUUCGAGUCGACGCUCUGCUCGGCGGGCACGUCCGUCGAGGACGGCGGGCAGUCGGUGCGCACGCGUGAGACGAGCUACCAGCACGCGCUCGUCAACGCGCCGAUCGCAUCGGGCAAGGCCAGUUGGAAGUUUCGCCUCGACAACGACACGGCCGACGACGAGAUGACGUGCUUUGGCGCCGCGAUCCUCCCGGUCACAGUCAGUGGCUACGACUCGUCGCCGAGUCUUUGGAUGCUGCGCGGCUACAACGGCAACUUGUACGCCCGCGGCCACAAGCUGAGUCGGUCGAUCGGCAAGGUGCACCCGGGCGACACGGUCCAGAUCGACGUCGACAUGACCGCGGGGACGAUGGCGUACAGCAUCAACGGCACGGACUUUGGCAUCGUGUUUACGGACCUCUGCGGCCACGAGGUGUACCCGGCUGUGAGUUUCUAUGGCUCGGGCAAAGUCAUUUCGCUCCUGAGUCUGCACAAGUGGGGCGAGACGACGACGCGCAAGAGUGCGAGCGCCGGCGCCGACCCCGUGUACCUCUCGACGCUGAGCGAAUAUGAGUUUAGCGUCGGCCACGGGCGGUUUGGCCGCGGCAACGCGCUCGGGUAUCCAGGCGAAAGCGCAACCGAGGGCGGGCAAGCCCCGACCACCAUCAGCGUAUGCGGCGAGCACCGGCAACGGUCGCUCUCGCUGCACCCGCCGGCGCGUGGCGAAGCAUUUGCGACCUACGAUCUCCACGGCGGCUACGCGAGCAUCGAGGGCGCCGUCGGCAUCAACGACGACGUGAGCGCCGACGUCUUGGCGCAGCGCGGCAUCUCGGUGGUGUUUUCGAUCCUCGGAGACACCAACGUGCUCUGGAAGUCGCGGCCCGUGACGUCGCCGGCGUCCCUCGAGCCCUUCCACGUCGAUUUGCGCCACGUGCGCAUGCUCGAACUGCGCAUUAGCUGCAGCGGCUCCAACCACGGCGCCCACGCGAUCUGGGUCGACCCGUUCGUGAUGACGAUCGAUGACUGGGUGUGCCACCACUGCGAGUUUAGCAACAAGGGCGGACACGACCGGUGCGCCAUCUGCCGCGUCGGGGCGCGCGCCGACGCCGCGUCACCGUCGUCACGCACCGCGUUGCAGGCGCCAAUGACGGACGAAGAUGACGUGCUUACGCUCGUGACAGCGCGUGACGCGCUCAAAGCCGUGGGUACAAUUGGCGUCGAUGAGAUCGCCACCGCGAUCCUCAGCAAGCUGCAUGCGCUGAGCCACACGCUGUCGUCGACGCCGAGUUACCAAGUGCAAUUUGAAGAAGCGUACUGUCUCCAGCCGCACGCAAUGACGCUGGAGGUGCUCUUGUCGCAACUCAAUAUGACGUUGUCGGCGCUGCCAGCGCUGUGCGACCGUCCGUUGGCGCUGGCGAGCCACCGCGCGUGGCUCUACAUUGAGCUGAUUGGCUCUCAGCUCGCCAACAUGGAGACGUACGCGCUGCCGUCGGAUGCGAUAGCGCCAACGCUCUUGACGUCGAUCCGCACGACGCUCGAAAGCGUCGCCAGCGUCCACUUGAGCAACCCACUGUCGCCAGCGCUCAAGUCCAAGGCGUGGCCGGCCCAGCCGCGGCACCAGAAGCUUCAAGUGACCGCCGCGCAGACGCUCAUGGCCGGCAUCUCGCUCUUGUACCCGUCGCCGUGGGACCGAACGAGUCUGCUCUUGACGCUGCUGCGGUCGCACGCGCAAGUGACGUUUGCGCCCGCAAGUGCGCGCUUCCUCAUGCUCAAGAAGCUCCUCCAGCGCAUGGCGAGUCCAGGUCACAUGGGCGUUCUCACCCUCUGCCCUGUCUUGCCCGACCGCACGCACACGGCGCAUGUCCAAGAGAUUUUGUCGCAUCUCAUGGCGUGCGACGGCCCGUUGGCGCCCACGGCGAUCGAAUGCCUCAAGAUGUUUCAGCUGUACAUCCUCUCGCAAGCCAUCGAGCUCACGAAAAGCAGUGAGGACAAGCCGCGCCGCGCGCAGGACCGCGUCGUGAUUCAAGACGCAGUGCUGCAGUACAGCACCCUCUUUUGA
Molecule: messenger RNA, 3531 nt
Organism: Saprolegnia parasitica CBS 223.65
Lineage: Eukaryota; Oomycota; Saprolegniomycetes; Saprolegniales; Saprolegniaceae
Exons: 1
Coding region: 1-3531 (1176 amino acids)
Molecular function (GO): protein binding
Source: RefSeq, a predicted model, not a curated record